This is a messenger RNA of Ostreococcus lucimarinus CCE9901, 1395 nucleotides long. RefSeq lists its product with no specific name. The transcript has a single exon. Gene Ontology annotation, biological process: double-strand break repair via homologous recombination. The annotation marks the transcript as partial. Lineage: Eukaryota; Viridiplantae; Chlorophyta; Mamiellophyceae; Mamiellales; Bathycoccaceae. Gene Ontology annotation, molecular function: nucleic acid binding; ATP binding; four-way junction helicase activity. Gene Ontology annotation, cellular component: nucleus; cytoplasm; chromosome. The record is from RefSeq and is a predicted model, not a curated record.
AUGACGCUCGACGCCCUCGACGUUCUCGAUGACGACGCCCUGAACGCGCUCGACGUCGACGGCAUCGCGCGCGCGGCGGCAAAUAAACGCGCGCGCGUCGACGUCGGAUGCGCGCGCGUCGAGACGAAUGAGAACGUGGCACCAUCGGCUGACGUGCGCGCGACGCUCAAAGCGCGGUUCGGCCUCGAUGCGUUUCGCCCCGGUCAGCGCGAAGUCGUCGAGGCGGUGCUCGCCGGGCGGGACGCGUGCGUGUUCUGGAGCACGGGCUCGGGGAAGUCGUUGCCGUAUCAACUCGCGGCGUUUGCGAGCGGAAAGAGCGCGGUGGUGGUGUCUCCGUUGAUUUCGUUGAUGCAGGAUCAGGUGACGGCGUUGAACAACACGGUCGGACGCGGUGAUGGGAAAGAUGGUGACGUGGCGGUGUUUUUGGGGUCGGCACAGAUGGAUCACGGCGCGGAGGCGCGCGUGUUUGAGGGGGCGUAUGAAAUAGUGUACUGCACGCCGGAAAAGUUGACGGCGAGCGAUUCGUUUUUGAAUGGGUUGAAAAGUCUCGCGGCGCGAGGGCGGUUGGGGUUGAUCGCGAUCGAUGAGGCGCAUUGUAUUUCUGCGUGGGGGCACGAUUUUCGUCCGUCGUACACGCAGUUACACAUGCUUCGCGACGCGAUCCCAAAUGUUCCGAUCAUGGCGCUCACGGCGACGGCGGUGCGUCACGUGCGCGACGAUAUUUCAAAGAUUCUGCGUCUGCGCGAUCCGUACGUGAGCGUGAACUCCGUCGAUCGCACCAACUUACACAUCAACGUCGUGCGCCGGACGGAUUUUUCAAGAGACUUGGAUUACAUCGUCGAGCGCGUUCGCGCGGGUGCGCGCGUGUCGCCCGCCAUCGUUUAUUGUCCGACGAUUGCGGAAGUCGUCAAAGUCGCCGGUGCGCUGAAACAGCGCUUAGGCGACGAUGUCGUUCGGAUGUAUCACGGCCAAAUGUCACCGCCGGAGCGACACGAUGCGCACAUGGAUUUUUUGACGAGUAGAAGUCCCGUCAUCGUGGCGACGACGGCGUUCGGGAUGGGUAUUGACAAGCCCGACGUGCGAGCGAUUACGUUAUUAGGCGCGUCGAAGACGAUGGAAGAGUUUUAUCAGCAAAUCGGUCGAGCCGGCCGCGAUGGACUGGCGUCCGAAGUUUCGAUGCUGUUCACGGACGGCGAUUUCACGCGCUACGCUUCAGACUUUUACACGAAAGAUCUCACGCCUCAAGCUCGCGACGCUCAAGCAAAAUCGACGAAUGCGCUCAAAGAGUUUGCGCUUAAUCGCGAAACGUGCAGACGGGUGAUGAUAAUGAAACAUUUCGGGGAAACUGCGCCCUUCGUCAGGUGUGGCGGUACUUGCGACAAUUGUGCGCGAAGU